CUACCUAACAAGGCUACGCUACCUAACAAGCCUUAGUAAAAGAGGAAUCGAGAAGAGAAGAGCUUCACCGAGCGAUCGCAAACAAUGGGAGACGAAGUGAUCCUUAUGAGUUUCUGGUCGAGCAUGUUUGGAAUGAGGACGAUGAUCGCGUUAGAGGAGAAAGGAGUGAAGUACGAGUAUAGAGAAGAGGAUGUGAUCAAUAACAACAAGAGUCCCUUGGUUCUGGAGAUGAAUAAAAUUCACAAAAAGAUCCCCGUGCUAAUCCACAAUGGUAAACCGGUUUGUGAAUCCAUCAUCCAAAUCCAAUACAUAGACGAAGUCUGGUCCGACAAGAACCCAUUCCUGCCUACCGAUCCUAUACAAAGAGCUCAAGCCUUAUUUUGGGCCGAUUUCAUCGAAAAGAAGCUGUUCCGUUGUGGGAGAAAGACUUGGGCAACGAAAGGUGAGGAGCUAGAAGCAGCCAAGAAAGAGCUUAUUGAAGUACUCAAGACUCUUCAGUCUGAGCUAGGAGAUAAACCUUACUUUGGCGGCGAUACAUUCGGGUUUGUAGACAUUGUGCUGAUUGGAUUCUAUAGUUGGUUUCCAGCAUACCAGAAGUUUGGUAACUUCAGCGUUGAACCAGAGUGUUCGAAACUGAUGGCUUGGGGAAAGAGGUGUAUGCAAAGAGAGUGUGUGGCUAAGGCUUUGCCUGAUUCUGAGAAACUUUUUGGUUACGUUUUACAGCUUAAGAAGGUUUAUGGAGUCCAGUAAGAGAAGAUCUCUUCCAUUCCCGUUUUCUCUUCUGUUUAGCUAAUAUUGUUUGUCUUGUGUUUAUUUUAAAGGCGUACUGUAGAGAGAAUCCAUAGAUUGUUAAACAUACAGACAAAUAAUUAUUUCCUUUUGAUCUUA
Molecule: messenger RNA, 888 nt
Organism: Capsella rubella
Lineage: Eukaryota; Viridiplantae; Streptophyta; Magnoliopsida; Brassicales; Brassicaceae
Product: glutathione S-transferase U21
Exons: 2
Coding region: 85-750 (221 amino acids)
Biological process (GO): glutathione metabolic process
Cellular component (GO): cytoplasm
Molecular function (GO): glutathione transferase activity
Source: RefSeq, a predicted model, not a curated record